AUGGGAACAGAAAACCAGACGUGGGUGAGAGAGUUUAUUCUUCUGGGCCUGUCCAGUGACUGGGACACUCAGGUCUCUCUCUUUGUCCUGUUCUCCAUCACAUACAUGGUGACAGUGCUGGGGAACUUCCUCAUUGUUCUUCUGAUCAGACUGGACAGCCAACUCCACACGCCCAUGUAUUUCUUUCUCACCAACCUCUCCCUUGUUGAUGUCUCCUAUGCCACAACCAUAGUCCCUCAGUUGUUGGUUCAUUUUCUUGCAGAACAUAAAGUAAUCCCACUCGUGAGCUGUGCAGCCCAGUUAUUUUUUUCCCUGGGAUUGGGCGGGAUUGAGUUUGUUCUACUGGCAGUGAUGGCUUAUGACCGCUAUGUGGCUGUGUGUGACCCCCUUUCUAGCAUUGUCCUGCUGAUGUCACCAUUCUGCCUGGUUCUCUUGUCCUAUGUCAAGAUCAUCUCCACCAUCCUAAAGAUCAGGUCCACAGAGGGAAGAAAGAAAGCCUUCCACACCUGUGCCUCUCACCUCACAGUAGUUAUCCUGUGCUAUGGCAUGGCCAUUUUCAUUUACAUCCAGCCCAGCUCUGGCCCCUCUGGCCUUCAGGAGAAGUUGAUCUCUCUCUUCUAUGCCAUUUUGACACCCAUGCUGAACCCCAUGAUUUAUAGUCUAAGGAAUAAGGAGGUGAAGGGGGCCUGGCAGAAACUAUUAGGGCAAUUAAAUGGAUUAACAUCAAAACUUGGAACUUGA
Messenger RNA from Myotis brandtii (Brandt's bat), 741 nucleotides. RefSeq names its product olfactory receptor-like protein OLF3. The coding region runs from base 1 to 741 and encodes 246 amino acids. The transcript is spliced from 2 exons. Gene Ontology annotation, biological process: G protein-coupled receptor signaling pathway. Gene Ontology annotation, molecular function: olfactory receptor activity; G protein-coupled receptor activity. NCBI's taxonomy places the organism in Eukaryota, Metazoa, Chordata, Mammalia, Chiroptera, Vespertilionidae. The record is from RefSeq and is a predicted model, not a curated record. Gene Ontology annotation, cellular component: membrane.